GGUGAAGAAACCACAAAAAGUGUAUAAUGGCUUCCUUAUCGCUUUGCAUAGCCACGAAAGUGCCCAGUCCCUCAGCUUCUCUCAUUCUCAAUGCCCCAAAACCAUCUUCACUCUCUCUCAACGUUGGCCGCAGCAGUUUCUUCAACGUUCGCUCUCCUCUCCUCCAUUCUUCCUUCCUCUCCUCUCCUUCCCAUCUCUCUUCCUCCUUUACAGGGUUGUCACUUGGAUUGGAGUUGACAUCUAAUGUUGGGGCGAGAAGAGGAAAAGGUGGUGGGUUGGUUGUGAGGGCAGGGAAGGCUGCUCUUUGUCAGACAAAGAGAAACAGAUCAAGAAAAUCAUUGGCACGCACUCAUGGUUUCCGCAAACGAAUGAGCACACCUGGUGGAAGAGCUAUUUUAAGACGACGACGUGCCAAGGGACGGAAAGUUCUUUGCACCAAGUCCCACCCAAAUAGUGGAAAGUAGUCGCCAUUAUCGCCACUUUCUUCUGUUAGUCUUUUAAUGCAUUCAUUCCUCCCAACUUCCUCUGCAUUUCAAGCUUUUCAUUUUUUUUAACACUCCUUCUUUCUACCCUUUAUGUUUAAUUUUUCUUUUAUGCUAUUUAUCUGUCUUGUUCCCUGUA
Molecule: messenger RNA, 621 nt
Organism: Vigna radiata var. radiata (mung bean)
Lineage: Eukaryota; Viridiplantae; Streptophyta; Magnoliopsida; Fabales; Fabaceae
Product: 50S ribosomal protein L34, chloroplastic
Exons: 2
Coding region: 27-464 (145 amino acids)
Biological process (GO): translation
Cellular component (GO): mitochondrial large ribosomal subunit; ribosome
Molecular function (GO): structural constituent of ribosome
Source: RefSeq, a predicted model, not a curated record